AUGCACUCAAUGGCUCGAGCCAGUGUCAUUCAGGAUUACAGCGAAUCUCUGCUAUACGCCAUGUGCGCUUUGAGUGCGAGAUGUAUUUACCUUGACUCUUUACAUGCCUCAUCAGAGCCAAACCAUGAACCUGGGCCUGUCCCGGGCGAUGUGUGGGCCGAAAAGGCGCGCAAGAUGGUGUUUGACGAAAUUCACCUCCCGACCAUUCACCAAAUAAUGACCAUGAUUCUUCUCUGCGAGUAUGGGCUGAGGAAUGAUCAACACUCACUAGUGUUCAUGCUCUGUGGCUGCGUGUUCCGCGCUAUGCGUCUUCUCGGCCUGGACAGUCCCCCGCAACACCUCCAAGCGACGACUCAACUGUCUGGAAAUCUUGAACAAGAGAUUAACCACAGGAUAGUAUGGGCGUGCUACACAAUUGAUGUUCUUCUAUCAUCAGGGGUCGACAAGAACUCUUCUUGGCGGGAAGACAUCCCUCAGGUGCCAUUGCCGUGCUCUGACAAGGACUUUUUACUUCAAACACCAUCAAACAAGACGUUUCUACCCGGUAUCGAACAGGAAGACAUGUCAACAUUCGUAAAGGAUCUCGAUCUCUUACCACUGGUCACAGUGUUGGUUAGAUUGCGAGGCAAAGUCCUUCGAAUCAUCCGAACUUUGCCGCCCACUGACACAAACAUAUGGGACUCGUCUUCACCGUUCAUGCUUCUUAUCAGGGAGCUUGACACUUUCUACGAGAGUCUUCCAGACAGACUCCAGAUCACUGAGCUCAACACUUACAUACACAAGGACCAGCACACGAUCGGAGCUCUCUUCUACCUCCACCUGAUGUAUAAUGCCGCCAUCUUUGAUCUCACGAGGAUAUCCCUAGCCGGAUUCAGCUUUCCCCUAGCUGCGGCGUUCCAGCACGCACCACCCGAGUUCCGUUCUCAGUGUCAAGAACGUUGUCGCUUCCACGCUGCAGCAGUCUCCGAUAUCGUCCGGCAAGGGCUCACACAUGGUCGUGUCGCAUUUGAUGACAACUUCUGCGCAGAUGCGGCGCUCGAGUCUAGCAAAGUGCAGAUCAUCCAUUCAGCGACAGUGGCAAACGAUGACCAGUCUACGGAGAAAACGAGGCAGAACUUGAGGACAACACUUCAACUCUUUGACCUUGUACAUGCGAAUCAGGAUGGUCAGAGUACAUAUGUCCGGACGCUAUUGCCUCUAUGCAUUCUCUUUGGCUUCCGUGACAUUGCAGAGGAAUGGCGAGACUCUCAAACACCACAUCGCAUGUCACCUGAAGUAGCUGGCACCGCAGAGGUUCACCACUUGGUCAGCUUCGCCCCGUUCCGUCGAGCGCAGACAGAGAUAAAGGCACGCCAGAGCGCCAGUCCGAGGACCUUUUCUUCGUCUGUAAUCUCAGCUUCGCAACCUGCGCGACGUACAAACGAGGAGCGGCCGCCUAUCAACUCUGUCGACAAUGCUGGCCCAGAUCAGCAUCUCGUCGCAGCUCCCAACCCAGGACCUACUGCUCCUCACAACCAAGCAAUGGAGGUCAUUGCACAGGGGAUGGAUCCAGGUCAGAUGGAGAUGACCGAUCUACACAUGGUACAUCCUUCCAUGGAGGACUAUAUCCGGACAGCGGGUGAGAUGUCAGACUAUCUGACGUGGAACAUGUCUGAGCUGCCUGAUCUGUCCAUCUGGACUGACUUUGGAGGCCAAGAUCCAUCUUCUGGCUGA
Molecule: messenger RNA, 1713 nt
Organism: Fusarium keratoplasticum
Lineage: Eukaryota; Fungi; Ascomycota; Sordariomycetes; Hypocreales; Nectriaceae
Exons: 6
Coding region: 1-1713 (570 amino acids)
Biological process (GO): DNA-templated transcription
Cellular component (GO): nucleus
Molecular function (GO): DNA binding; zinc ion binding
Source: RefSeq, a predicted model, not a curated record